GGAAUAUAUUCAACAAAUGACUGGAGAUUCUUUGGAACAGAAGCUAACCAAGGUUGCUAAAGAGCAUCAUGUUUCAACAUGGAUAGAUGUUAACCAAACACAGAACAAUGCUAUAGCCUUGUUUGAAGCCGCAGCAACUGGGGAUGUUAAAAAAGUUUUUCAGUAUAAUAACGCUAAUUACCAAGACAAGAAUGGGUUUACUGCUUUAACAAGAGCAAUAGUAUUCAACCAGUUUGAUGCAGCUAGAGAACUUUGUACCAGAAGGCCUGCCUUGAGAAAAAUAGGAGACAACUGCAAUCGUUAUCCACUACAUUAUGCCUAUGCAUUACCCAAGGAGCAAGGUGAACAGUUUAUCAAAGUAAUUUUAGAGAAAGAUGCUAACGAGAUUGAAAACAGGGUAGAUAAAGAUGGAAGGGUAGCAGCUGAUUAUGCAGAAUUACGAGAAACAAAGGAGAUAAAACAAAUGUUGUACGAUGCUAGAACACUUGACUUGUUUGGAAAGAGAGGACGACCAUUAGGUCCGUGGCCAAAGGGUGCUGACCAUAUUCCUCCGACAGAACAAUAAAUGUUUAAACAAGAGUGAUGACGGAGUUUGAGAAAUGUUCAAAACAUUUGUUUCACAAUAUUCUAUAGAUAAAUCAUAGUCAACGUUAAAAAAUACAACUCGUGGUUCAGAAAAAUACAAGAGUACACGAGUGAAUAUUACAAGGACUGAAAAAUUGUAUUUUUCAAACAAAGAAAACAAAGAUUUUUUUCUAUGUAAUCUAAUAGUAGGAACAGUUGUCUUCGGAAAAGCUUCGAAGGAAUUUAUAUUUUUACUGUCAAGAGAUGUCAGAAAAUAUUGAGAGAUUAUUUUACUUUAUAUAUGUUUCAUGUACAACAAAAUACUUGUUAUUUAUGAUGAUGAUAUAAAUUUCGAAUGUUAGGAUAGCAGAUCUGUGAUAGUAUGUAACAGGGGGAAUACAUUCAUCUUUACUUAAGCUCACAUUGUGUUUUAUUAUAACUUGCUAAACACAACUAUGUUAUUUCUUGUUAAAUGUAUACACAAUAAACGUAUUUUUUACAAC
This is a messenger RNA of Ruditapes philippinarum (Manila clam), 1067 nucleotides long. RefSeq lists its product as uncharacterized. The record is from RefSeq and is a predicted model, not a curated record. The coding region runs from base 17 to 565 and encodes 182 amino acids. The transcript has 7 exons. Lineage: Eukaryota; Metazoa; Mollusca; Bivalvia; Venerida; Veneridae.